Molecule: messenger RNA, 4087 nt
Organism: Prunus avium (sweet cherry)
Lineage: Eukaryota; Viridiplantae; Streptophyta; Magnoliopsida; Rosales; Rosaceae
Source: RefSeq, a predicted model, not a curated record
UGAAAGAAAGAAAGAAAGAAAAGAGAGAGAGGUGCGCACGUUAGUUAACGAACACCAACAAUGCCCAAAGCUCUGGGGAAUAUGACAUUGAAGACGACCUCACCGACAUCACCAAGCGCUUAGUAAACUCAAUCUUCGUUUCUGUGCUCCUUCCGCUUUAGAAUGUGUCUUUUUGGUGUCGGACAAUGCGAAAAUCCAAAAGUGCCGGAGGAAUUCGACCUCGUAUGUGAAUUCUAGGGUUUCUUUGAUUUCUGAGGAAUUCGUUUGAGCUGUUUCAGAGCUGAGUGCUAAUUAGUGGAGCCUUCCUGUGUGGCAUUUUUGGGUUUGGUUUUGCAGCAUUGUGAAAUUCUGAGGCUUUGGGGUUGUGUUUCUUGAGCUGCAAGGUUGUUCUUGAGGGCUGUUCCCCAUUUGUGAUUAUAAUGGGUUAGAGGUGGAGUAAAUCAAUUUUCUUGUGGCUCAAAAACAGAGUAAUUUUUUUCUUUUUGUUGAUUUGAUGGGGAGAAGUUGGGAAUUGGGUUAUGGUACUGAAAAUAUUAGGUGCUGGUGGUGUUCAAAUGGGUGUUGGGUCUUGUACUUCUGGGCAAAACCUGAUAUUUCAACUUGAAUGGCUAGUCCUCAGAGAAGCGGUUCUGUCGAGAGGGAUAUCGAGCAGGCCAUAACAGCACUUAAGAAAGGUGCAACUUUGUUAAAAUAUGGGCGCAGAGGGAAGCCAAAGUUCUGCCCGUUCCGGCUUUCUAAUGAUGAGUCUUUAUUGAUAUGGUACUCUGGCAAAGAAGAAAAACACCUUAAACUCAGUCAUGUUUCAACAAUUAUUCCUGGCCAGCGUACAGCAAUAUUUCAGCGGUAUCCACGGCCUGAAAAGGAGUAUCAAUCAUUUUCACUCCUAUACAACGAUAGGUCCUUGGACUUGAUAUGUAAAGACAAGGAUGAAGCUGAAGUUUGGUUUGUUGGUCUUAAAGCACUAAUCAGUCGAGGUAACUACCGGAACUGGAGAAGUGAGUCAAGAUUGGACAGCACAUCACUAGAUAGUCCCCAUACUCGUACUCGACGAAGUUCUCCAUCAGUCACACCAUUUGAUGUAGGAGAUACUGAGGGAGUGCCUUUGGAGAAUAUCCCGCAGAGUAGAUUAGGAAGGGCAUUUGCUGACAUAAUUACAUAUACUGCAACCCCCAAGAGUGCCACUCAAAUUGAAUCAGUUUCUAAUUCCUCAUUAUCACCUGCAUCUGUAGAUAACUCAAAUGGUCGAAGUUCUGCUGCAGCUGAAGGAUUUCGAGUUAGUUUAUCUAGUGCUGUAAGUUCGUCAAGUCAAGGUUCUUGUCAGGAUGAUUUUGAUGCAUUAGGAGAUGUUUUCAUUUGGGGUGAAGGUAUUGGUGGUGGAGUACUAGGAGGUGGUGUGGAUAGAGUUGGUUGUUCAUAUGGUUUCAGGACAGAUGCUCUUCUGCCUAAGGUAUUGGAAUCAACAGUGGUCGUAGAUGUUCAUGGAAUUGCUUGUGGCGCCAGACAUGCGGUGCUGGUCACCAAGCAAGGGGAAAUCUUCAGUUGGGGAGAGGAGUCAGGAGGCAGGCUUGGGCAUGGGGUAGAAGCAGAUGUUUCCCACCCAAAGCUCGUUGACACUCUUAGUGGCAUUAAUGUUGAAUUAGUGGCAUGCGGGGAAUAUCACACUUGUGCUGUUACACUUUCUGGAGAUCUUUAUACAUGGGGUGAUGGUACUCAUAAUUUUGGUCUGCUUGGGCAUGGAAGUGAAGUUAGUCAUUGGAUACCCAAAAAGGUAAGUGGUCACAUGGAUGGUAUACAUGUAUCCUAUAUCGCUUGCGGACCAUGGCAUACAGCUGCUGUGACAUCAGCUGGCCAGUUAUUUACCUUUGGGGAUGGUUCUUUUGGUGCCUUGGGCCAUGGGGAUCAUAGUAGCACAAAUACUCCACGGGAGGUGGAAACUUUGGGAGGGCUAAGAACAACAAGGGUUGCUUGCGGUGUUUGGCACACUGCUGCAGUUGUUGAAGUAACAAAUGAAUUAUCUAGUCCUGAGACUUCUAGUAACUCUUCAUCUGGAAAUCUGUACACCUGGGGGGAUGGAGAUACAGGCCAACUUGGACAUGGUGAUCAAGAAUCUAGACUAGUUCCUGAAUGCGUAGCUGCAUUGGUUGAUAAACAUAUUUGUCAGGUAGCAUGUGGCCAUAAUCUCACAGUUGCCCUUACAACCUCAGGACAAGUAUAUACAAUGGGAAGUGCUGCUUAUGGACAGCUUGGCAGUCCUUUAGCUGAUGGGAAAGUUCCCACUCUGGUUGAGGGUAAAAUUGCAGAUAGUUUUGUUGAAGAUAUUGCCUGUGGUUCUUAUCAUGUUGCAGUUUUGACUUCCAAGACAGAGGUUUUUACUUGGGGAAGGGGUUCAAAUGGGCAACUAGGCCAUGGAGACAAUGAUCAUAGAAAUACACCUACCCUUGUAGAUUGUAUAAAGGAUAAGCAAGUAAAGAGUGUAACAUGUGGUCCAAACAUUACAGCGGUCAUUUGUCUUCAUAAAUGGGCAUCUAGUGCUGACCAUUCUGUUUGCUCUGGUUGUCAUAAUCCCUUUGGUUUCAGAAGAAAACGUCAUAAUUGUUACAAUUGUGGACUAGUCUUCUGCAAAGCAUGCAGCAGCAAGAAAUCUCUGAAAGCUGCCUUGGCUCCAAAUAUGAACAAGCCAUAUCGGGUGUGUGAUGAGUGUUAUACUAAACUAAAGAAAGCCGCAGAAGCUAGUUCUGCUUUGCGAAGUGCUACAAUUAAAAGUGGAAAUAUACGUCAUAAAGCCAAUGAUGUGGCAGAUAGAGACACUCUGGUACCUAUGUUACGGGCAACACUCUCCAGACUCUCAUCUUUUGGCUCAACCAACCAGAGUGAAAGCAAGUAUCCAAAGCAAGACAGAAAACCAGAAGCCCGUGAUACUCGUGUCUUUCCCAUGUUGAAUGGACAGUUGCAGUUUGGGGGCUUUAAUUUGACAAAAGCAUCAACUUCUCUCACUGGAGAUUCAGAAAAAGUUGUAUCAGCUUCAAUUCCUGCUUCCAGAAAGGCUUCUCGGUUUACGUCUCCUAUUUCAGGAAAGUCAAGCCCACGUCGGUCUUCUGAUGAUAUUCUUGAGGAUUCUAAGCUUAUAAAUGGAAGUUUGAGCCAAGAAAUCAUAAACUUAAGGACACAGGUAGAAGACCUUACUUCCAAAUCCCGAUAUCUUGAAGCUGAACUGCAAAGAACAUCAAAGAAAUUGAAGGAGGUAUCUGCAAUAGCUGCAGAUGAAGCUGAAAAAUGCAAAUCUGCAAAGGAAGUUAUUAAGUCUCUAACUGCUCAGUUGAAGGACGUGGCUGAAAGAAUGCCAGAAGGACAGAUCGGCAGCUGCAAUUCAGGAUCUAUGGCUGGCCAUGCAAUCAAUUUUGCAGACCAGUUAUCCAAAGAGAGCCAUCUGACAAACAUAACUACUCCAGACUUGUCCAAUGGCAAUUCAAUGGAUCGAAUCUUAGCUAAUGGAACUAAAGGACAAACUGGAAAGGCAGAGCGGGUGCUACAAGAUGAGCCUGGUGUAUAUAUAACUUUAUGCUCCUUGCCAGAUGGUGGUAAUGAACUCAGACGUGUUCGCUUCAGUCGGAGACAUUUCACUGAAGAAGCAGCAGAGAGAUGGUGGGCUGAAAAUGGGGCCAAGUUAUGUGAGCGGCACAAUAUAAAAAGUGCAGAGUAAUAAUAUGCUGUCAGCUCUCCAAUAGCAAACAUCCCAUCAUCCUCUUCCUCUCCACUGGAAUGUGUAAAUUUGUUUACCCCUAAAUCAUUCCCUGGGGUUCGAUCAAAGGAUUUGGAGUCAGAAUUCGCAGGUAGACUGAGGUAUUAGAAUGUCAAAAACUGUAGGGGAUGGUUUUCCAAAAAGUGGAAAAAGAUAAAUCCAUAAGAUGAAAGACGUUUUCAGGAAUCUAGAUAUUCUGCAGUUAAUGCUGUUCUUUUUUUCUUCAUGUUUUUCUUUUUAAGGCUUUUUAUGUGUGUUUUUGCUGGUACUCCCGACUGUAAUUGAUGGAAACCAACCAGAAUUCUCACGUUAAAUCCAAUGUAGCCCAACCUAAGUCGUUAAGAAGCU